Auanema sp. JU1783 is the source of this 1392-nucleotide messenger RNA. The record is from the annotation of a GenBank genome assembly. NCBI's taxonomy places the organism in Eukaryota, Metazoa, Nematoda, Chromadorea, Rhabditida, Rhabditidae.
AUGAAUGAUGAACAACAGAGGAUGUUCGAGGUGGCUAUCGUCUACAGUGAUCAUGGUCUUUCAUACAUUCCAUUGAACUUCAUGUUAGGCUUCUUUGUUACUGCUGUCUUAGGUAGAUGGUUAACCUUGUACAAAACAAUCGGGUUCAUUGACAAUUUGUCCAUAAAAAUAGCUAUGUACGUUCGUGGUAGUACCCCAGAUGCAGUACUGUAUAGAAGGACCGUGUUAAGAUAUUGCUCAUUGGGACAGAUUUUAGUUUUCCGAGAUAUUUCUAUGAAAACAAGGAGAAGGUUCCCAACAUUAGACUCUGUUGUAGCAGCUGGAUAUAUGCACGCUCAUGAAAAAGAAGUCUUUGAUUCACUGAAAUCUAACUUCGGCAAACACUGGAUGAUUUUUCAAUGGAGCUUGGCAAGAUUAUACGAGGCUCGUAAGAAAGGAUUUAUCGAAAGCGACUACUACCUCGUUCAAAUCGAAGAGGCUAUUCUCACCUACCGUGCUGGACUAUCUUGGUUGAUAGCUUAUGAUUGGUGUCCUAUCCCACUUGUGUAUCCACAGCUUGUCUGCUUAGCGGUACAUACGUUUUUUUUAAUCAGUCUGAUAGCCCGGCAAUAUAUAAUAUCACCUCAUGCGACCCAUGAUACUCAGGUUGACAUUUAUUUUCCUGUGAUGGGAUCGCUACAGUUUAUGUUUUACAUGGGAUGGAUGAAGAUUGCUGAAGUUAUGCUGAAUCCAUUCGGUGAAGACGAUGACGAUUUCGAAAGUAACAGAAUUAUCGAUCGUAACUUUGAAUUAGGCAUGGAAGUCGUUGAUCAAGGGUAUAAUAAUCCGCCAGCUUUACUCAUGGACCGGUUCCGGCAUGCCAAUGUUACCACUCAAAAACAUCCAUUGUAUUCAGAAGAAGCUUCAAGAAUGCCCAACUAUCAUCUGAGAGAAUCUGUCAGUCACUUAGAGCUACCUGAAUCGACGAAAGUAGUAAUGGUUCCGCAUGCAGAUGAUUAUGUGGAGAAGGAACCCUUAUUCGGCAAUAUAAGAGACAGAUUGAGCAGCAUAUCAGUAGCUAGUAUAUUCUCGAGAAAUCGCCAAAUGGAAGUUCGGAGACUUCAUGAGCAAGUUGGACGUACAUCAAAGCGUAAUUCUCUACCAUGCCCAUCCAUUCCAACGCAAAUCAGCUCACGAAAUGUUUUCGAGAAUUCUGCAUUCGACGAAGACGAAGAGUUAAAUCACCAUGAUACAAUUCCUCGCCCAUCAUCAAAUCUCAGAGAGCUCAGAGAUAUUCUGAAAGAAAAAGGAUACUGCGAAACCGAGGAUAGAUCGUCGAUUUCUCCCUCCUCCACAGUAAUUAAGAUGGAUGAUGAUGAUGAAAACUAUAGCUCUCGACAGAAGACAAUGUGA